Culex pipiens pallens (northern house mosquito) is the source of this 3634-nucleotide messenger RNA. Its product is annotated as neuropeptide SIFamide receptor-like. Gene Ontology annotation, cellular component: membrane. The record is from RefSeq and is a predicted model, not a curated record. The transcript is spliced from 7 exons. Gene Ontology annotation, biological process: G protein-coupled receptor signaling pathway. The coding region runs from base 812 to 3070 and encodes 752 amino acids. Gene Ontology annotation, molecular function: neuropeptide Y receptor activity; peptide binding. NCBI's taxonomy places the organism in Eukaryota, Metazoa, Arthropoda, Insecta, Diptera, Culicidae.
AAAGUUCUUGCAGACACACGGUUUAAUUUUCCACACAGAAUCAGGUUUUAUUUUAGUUUGGCACCGUUAUCGGAAUGAAGCACAACAGCAGCAGCUAAGCAGCUGGGAACAACAACAAUAAGGCACAAGUCCGUUCAAGUCCGGUUUGGACGGAAAGGGAUAGACUGAGAGAGUGACAAUUCGUUCGGUUAUUUCUAAUCUCAUCGCAAGUAUUCUUCAUCUAAUCAACUGUCAUUGUUGGCGGAAGGAAAUCGCGCGCGCGUUUUGGAAAUCACCAGGAAAAUUGUAGUUUGUAAGGGUUUUUUGGUCACCGGAAGUCCGAACCUUUUUGAGUGUAAUUGUGAGCAAAGUUUGUAGCAAAUAAAGGAAAAAAUAUAUUAAAUAAUAAAUAAAAGCAUUUAAAUCUAACCAGUGCAGUAAGUUAUACCACAGAAUAUCCGCAUAAUCGUUACAAAUAACCUCCGAAGAUUGGUAGUUCUUAAGGUGCACCAAAACGGAUUGUUUGGCCUGUCCCGAAAAUGGGUCACUCGGCAAAUCCCAGGGCUGGGGCAGAAAAGCAGCUUCGGCUGCAGUUUCCUGUAAGGUUCGAGUCUGUUUAGAGUCGAAAGUAUUAAAGUUUCCCAGAAAAUUCAAGUGAAAAGUGUGUUAGGAAAACCCCCCAACAAAAAAUCCCCAAAAAAAACGAAGAAAAUGGAUACGGAUUAGCUGCGACGACCAGACGUGUGCGAAAUAUAGGUCAUUGAAACGGCCCCGUGGCAGUGUUGCCAGCUCGUUUUUGUUUUUCGGGUGGUGAGUGAGUGAAAGUGCAACGAUGGAGCUGGGCGGUGAGGUGUUUACGAUGGGGCUGGCCCUGAAGCUCCAGAAGAUGCAGCCGCAUCCGACGGAUUUCGGGACCGAGUUCCGGCGGGAGAACUCGAACACGGGGGCCUCGGCGGCCUACACCAGCGGCGGCUGGAACGGCGGUGUGCAGGACCAGGAAAUGACGGCCCUGAACGACACCGGUCCGUACGGGGAGUACGAGCUGUUCUACCGGCACUCGUCCACGAUGACGGCCGUGUACUGUGUGGCCUACUUUGUGGUGUUCAUCGUCGGGUUGAUCGGGAACAGUUUCGUCAUCGCGGUCGUCUUCCGGGCCCCGCGGAUGCGAACCGUGACCAACUUCUUCAUCGUGAACCUGGCCCUGGCGGACGUGCUCGUUAUCGUGUUCUGUUUGCCGGCGACGCUCAUGAGCAACAUCUUUGUGCCGUGGAUGCUGGGCUGGCUGAUGUGCAAAACGGUUCCCUACAUCCAGGGCGUUUCCGUGGCGGCCUCGGUCUACAGCCUGAUAGCGGUAUCACUGGAUCGCUUCCUCGCCAUCUGGUGGCCGCUCAAACUGCAGAUCACCAAGCGGCGCGCCCGCUUCAUGAUCGUGUGCAUCUGGAUCAUCGCGCUCAGCUCGACCAUCCCGUGGGCGCUGUUCUUCCAGUUGGUACCCAUCUCGCCCCAGGCGCCGGAAAUCCAACUCUGCCUGGAGGUGUGGCCACCGGGGACCGACGGCAAGCUGUACUUUCUGCUCGCGAACCUGGUCGCGUGCUACCUGCUCCCGAUGACCCUCAUCACCAUUUGCUACAUCCUGAUCUGGAUCAAGGUCUGGCGGCGAUCGAUUCCCGGCGACUCGAAGGACGCCCAGAUGGACCGGAUGCAGCAAAAGUCCAAAAUCAAAGUUGUUAAGAUGCUCGUCGUCGUUGUUAUUCUGUUUGUGCUGUCGUGGCUGCCGCUGUACGUGAUCUUCGCCCGGAUCAAGCUGGGCGGAGCGCUCGAGAGCAGCGAGGAGGAGAUGAUCCAGAUCGCGACCCCGAUCGCGCAGUGGCUGGGCGCUUCGAACUCGUGCAUCAACCCGAUCCUGUACGCGUUCUUCAACAAAAAGUACCGCAAAGGCUUUGCCGCGAUCAUCCGAUCGAGAAAGUGCUGCGGACGGUUAAGGUACUACGAUACCGUCGCGAUCGCAUCAUCCUCCACCAGCACCCGCAAGUCGUCGCACUACCACAACAGUACCAAGCAGCGAUCCCAGUACAGCCCGUCGAUGAAGUCGGCGGACGCGGUGUCGUACAUCUACGAGGAUCGCGCCCGGAGGCACCACGCCGGCAUCUCCAAGCAGGACAGUAACCUGUCGCGCCACAUGCUGCUGAAGCAGGACAGCAGCAUAUCGAGGCAGACGUUGCUGCUGAAGCAGGACAGCAUCGCGUCACGAUCGGCAAUUCUGUACCGGCAAGAUAGCGACAAUUCGCGCCAGAUGCUGCUGAAGCAAGAGAGUAACGGCUCGCGGGACAUGCUGUCGAAGCAGAGCUCGGCCUCGGACUCGAUGUCGCGCCAGGACAGCCAGAUCUCGUACAUUGAGCCGCGGAAGGGCAUCCUGUGCAAGCAGGACACACAGAUCUCGUACAUCGAGCACACGCCGGGCAGCGGCAGCAAAAAGUUCUCGGCCUCACUGUCCAGCCAGGACAGCGUCCUGUCCAGCAUUGAGCACAAGCGCCACAAGCUCGUCAAGCAAGACUCGAUUUUCUCGUUCAACGAGCCCAAGUCAGGUAAGCCCUCCUCAUCAAGGAGUCCUCCGGCACUAGUAGCCGCUAGAAGUAGUUGGUGUCCAAGCACGACUCCCGCACGCCAAAGCACGACAUUCCCUAAUGCACCGUCACCGUCACCAAAACCAUUCUGUCACUGUGUGAAGUCGCUGUACGCCCUGUCCCGCUGUGCCCUGACGACCGAAGGCGCCACUAACCUCCUCCUCCGGCAUCAUCACCAUCCCCUAUUGUUCUUGCUCGUUGUAGUGUACGAGAGUUCGGCGUCACCGAUUGCCGCCGCCGUCGCAACCCCGAACCGGCGCCACCAGCUGGUCAAGCAGCACUCGGUCAUCUCGUUCGCCGAUCAGCGGCGCGGCGGAAGCCUCACCAAGCAGGACUCCGUCACGACCAUCCACCGGACCAACGGCAACGGCGACGGACAGUACAUAUCGUCCAUCCUCAAGAAGACCGACUCGCAGUGCAGUUCGGCUUCGCCGAUAAGGAAAAAUAUUGGCUUUUUCGACGGAUAAGCAGGAAGAGUGCUGUGUUCGUAGCCUACACAUAGUACAGAAAAGCGCGCGCGCCCGGAGGGGAUCACACGUAACACCGCUGCCUACCAGACUACCAAGUAGACAAGUCAAAUCAGAGAAUAUACCGAACCACCCCCGUACUAUAAACCCUCUCUUCUAUACACAUACAAACACACACAGAUUCACCAUACCCACAAGCUGGAUACAUUUUUAAAUAUCCUAUCUCUAACCGUGCCAUGAAAGGAAUGUUCGGAAGCGAAGAAAAAAAAGCAUCAUCAAAGCUAGAACUUAACACAAAAAACAAUCCCCGCUUCGUACCGCUUUUGGGGACACACUGGGAAGAGUAAUAGAUGGAUGGAUAGUGUUGGGGACCAUAGACGGUUAUUCAAGAUGUUCGAAAUUAUUUUAAAACUCCUAAACAAUUAAACCACAUUACCAAUUCUGCUUUAAGAAAAAGAUACAGAAAAAACACAAAAUACUAGAGGUAAAGAGAUGGAUUUAAAUUCAGACGGGUCCGGUUCGAAACUCGACGGAAGCAUAACCGUUUUUGAAUUCUUAAAAGUG